Molecule: messenger RNA, 1322 nt
Organism: Trichoderma asperellum CBS 433.97
Lineage: Eukaryota; Fungi; Ascomycota; Sordariomycetes; Hypocreales; Hypocreaceae
Source: RefSeq, a predicted model, not a curated record
CCCCACAUCCGUCAUCGCCUCCGAGUCACAGGUACCUGCCCCGACCGGCGGAGGAAGAUUCUCCAUUUCCUGCCAACCAACCAACCAACCCUUCUUUCGUUGCUUCAUUUUUGCUUCAUCCCUCUUUUUCUUUUCUAUCCGUCUUUGUCUCUUUUUCAGGGCUCGACCAGUGUGCAUCCAGUCUUCGCUUCCUUGAUACGAUACGACAUUCGUUCGACAGAGCUGCAGACGAUCAUACGAGCGAAAAGGAAUAAAAGAAGCAAGGCCGCGAAGAAAGAAGCUCCCUUGACAUACAAACAGACACCGACGUCUCCAUCUCGACAAGCGUAGACCUGCCUCGCAUCUCUCGAGAGCAUCAGCAAUCACACAGACGGUCUCUCCAGCUCCUUCAGUCACAAACCAUCUCCAAAAUGUCCACCAAACGCAUCACAAAGGAAUUCGCCGAAGUCUCCCAAACGCCCCCCGAAGGCUUCAUCGUCUCCCUCCCCCCCAACGACUCCGUCCACACCUGGCACAUCACCCUGCAGCCUCCCCCCGCCACGACCUUCUACCCAGGCCGCUUCGGCAUCCUCCUCACCCUCCCCACCGACUACCCCUUCAAGCCCCCCGUCGUCAAGUUCGUCACCCGCCUCUACCACCCAAACGUCACAAACGACUCCCUCGGCAACGUCUGCCUCGGCAUCCUCAAGGCCGAGAACUGGAAGCCCAGCACAAAGAUUGCCUCCGUGCUCGAAGCCAUCCGGAACCUGCUCAUCGAGCCCCAGCCCGACGAUCCGCUCGAGGAGCGCAUCGCCGACGAGUACCGCAACGACAGGGCCACGUGGGAGCAGAAGGCCAAGGCGCAGGUCACAAAGUAUGCUCUUGAGGACCCGGUCUUUCCGGCGACGGCGAAUUAGAAUCUGUCUGGGAGUCUGGAGAGACUUGAUUUAGAGUCACGAGCAGAGGGGUAGAAGCUGGAGGCGGGAUGGACGUUUAAAAAAAAUAAACAUAAAACAACCAAGAUGGGAGAGAUGGAAGAGAGAGACAAGGAUAAAAAGCUGAGAGGAGCUCAAGGAUCCACAAGUCGUUCAGUUGUGUUUGGUGCAUCGGCGUCAUUCAAUGAUGGCAGCGGGCAUAAAAUGGAGAGGGUUCCGCAACUUUGGCUUUGACUCUGGCUUUUGAUAUUGACAUGGUGGAUAUUGCGCAACGGACGUCUACAAGGAUGGAUGGAACAGCAUUGCUAAGGCUAGCAGCAGCAUGGUAUUUAGUGUUUGUUUUGUUUUCUCAAGCAAUAGAAAAAAAUAAGAGCUGGCUAUCGCUGGCUUGAAAUCUCAUGACUUAAG